AUUCUCUCCCCAGUCUUUGUGGUCAAAUUUAAAAUGGCGGUUUAGUUCCCAUAUGCAGGGUUCGACGAUUUGACAAGUUGAAUCAAGUAUAGUACACAGUGACACCGUCGUAUGCUGAAAGAAUACAUACUCGUUCAUAAUUUAUCUCACUGGAGUCCUUUUGACAAGCUUAGAAGUUAGAAAUACACGCAAGUCAAGACUUGAAUAUGGCGUAGCAACUGGCCAGUCCCAUCGAAAGAGACAAAGAUACCUACAGGUUUGAUUAACUGAAAGCAAAGCAUGAAUAAGGAACAAUCUGGAUUGCCUGUUGCACAACAUUCCGAAAAUGUUCCACUUGCCCAGGAACACACAAGUGCAACCAAUGAACAAUCUGUUCAACUAACUGACAAUGUUCACCAUCAGUCUGCUGCUAGUGAGGAGAGACAUCAAGAGCCAAAAGAACUGGAAAAUGAACGAGAAGAAGAAGCUGAAAGUUAUGUACAACAUACUCCAAAGAUAAAUUGCCCUGAAAAAAUUGUUCUAUGUUUUGAUUUAUCCUCUGAGAUGAAUGAGGUCAUAUCUCGACAGAACCAAAAAGACAGAACAGUAUUUGAACAGUUGAAAAAAUCAGUGGAGAUCUUUGCAAAACACAAGCUCAGAUUCAAUAAAAAACAUAAAAUGGCAAUACUUACUUUCGAAAAGGAAGCUUUGUGGGUUCAAGAUUUUAGCAAUGAUUUGCAUUUAAUAUCAGAUACUAUUGAUAAUAUCCGGCCAAAUCAAGAAUUUUCACUUCCUCAAUUUGAUAUGGCGUCACUGUUAGAAACAAUAGAAAAUCAUGUGGAAUUGCCACAAGUACCGAACGAAGUUGAUAUUCCUCCUGAAUAUGUUGUUCGAAUUAUUUUGAUUUAUGGAAGAUCUCACAGUGAAAUACCAACACUAUCUCGUGAAGCCAGACGAAUAUUUGACCGGUUCACGUCUUGUCGUCUUUUCUUUUUUGAUGUUUUGUACAUCCAUCAAAUUCCUGGUGGGGAUAAUAAAUGUGAGGAAAUCUAUGAAGCACUUUGUAAACUGGAUGAAACUGAGGAAUGUUUUGUAUUGGAAGUUAGUACAUAUGCUGCUGUGAGGUUACAUGAUUGUACAGCUAGACUACUUGCUCAUCCCCUACAGAGACCCAGGCAACAAGAUAUUGAAUAUAGAAUUGUUAAAAGCGAUGUUGAGAGCAGUGAUGAGGAAAGUCAAUCAUAAAUUUGACAUGGGAAAUGCUGGAAUGUAAAACAUUACAGUAACUUACAAUAACAUAAUUAUUAACAUGCCUCAUGAUAGGUAAGUUAGCUGCCGCACACAAACCACAGAAUGACUUCAAGAUGUAGACAGUAAAAAGUUCGGGUUAAAGGAUCAAAUAAAUAAUCCAACCUCA
Molecule: messenger RNA, 1396 nt
Organism: Dendronephthya gigantea
Lineage: Eukaryota; Metazoa; Cnidaria; Anthozoa; Malacalcyonacea; Nephtheidae
Product: BRISC and BRCA1-A complex member 1-like
Exons: 9
Coding region: 280-1224 (314 amino acids)
Biological process (GO): protein K63-linked deubiquitination; double-strand break repair; mitotic G2 DNA damage checkpoint signaling
Cellular component (GO): BRCA1-A complex; nuclear body; BRISC complex
Source: RefSeq, a predicted model, not a curated record